AUGCCGCACUUCAAGGGAGCGCCUGUGCCUCUCCACCCGCUGCCCCACCCUCUCCCAUCGGUCACGCUUCUUCCUCCGCCGCUCUUUCAAAUCUCGUACACAGGCGAAGUGUUUGAGACGUACGAAGAGUAUUGCGCUCGCAUUGAGUUCUACAGAACUCGUCACUUUACAUGCGCUGCUACGGGCAAGCAAGGUCUCAACUUUGUUGAGGCUCUCUACUCGGAGGCCGAGGCAGAGGAGGCUCUGGCGGAGUUCUCGGUUCAUACGCUGACGACGGCCGCGGCUGUCAUUCAUGGCAAGAUCGGUCCGCUCAACAAGGUCAUCACCGCCGUUCGUGCUGUGCUCAAGACCGGCUUUUGGGUCAGCGACGUCGUCUCGGUCGCCGCAGAGUUUUUGCCGCCCAACCUGCCCCCGGGCAUGCCUAUUGUCCGUCUGCCACCGGCCGAAGGCAUCGAGCAGCAGCUCGUGCUUGCCCUCAACGAGCUGAACGACGACGCCGGCAAGCCGGUCUCUGUCUCGUGCCUCAGCUCGCAGGUGACACGGCUCGGCCGAGUCACCGGCUGGUGCCCGAUGCCCAACGCCGCCAUCCGGACGCUGAUGAUGCUGCACGCGUCGCGCGAGCCGUGGGCCGGCGCGCCGUGGGUCGUGCACCAGGACCUCUGCGAGGACUUUAACCUCCCGCCGGUUGUGCUCGCCGCCGACGCCGCCGACCGCGCCGCCAAGUACAACGCAUUUAAGCGCAAGCGGGUCGCUGACCGCGCCACCGAGGUCGCCGACAAGCGGACCAAGUACCUCGAGUCGCUGCCGCCGACCUCGCACGCGCUGGACAAGGAGGCGCCGGCCAAGCCUAUUUUUGUCGCAGAUGCCCUCCUCCCGCCGCUACCGGCCGACCAGCAGCCCGAACCCGGUACGCUGGUGUACACCGGCGAGGCCGAGCAGGAGCUUGUGGCUGCCUGGGCUUUUCUCGUCCGCUUUGCCGACGAGAUUGCGCUCGAGCCGUACUCGUUCCCAGCCCUUCUCCGCGCCAUCGACACCGUCGAUACCGACGACGCCGACGAUGGCACUGCGCCGCUCCUGGUCUACACCUACAUUGCGCUCCUCGACCUCAUUCUCACGCCGGCCCAGCACCAGGCGCUUGGCGCCCGCAUCCGCGAGCACGCGCCGAGUGUGUACGCCGAGCUCUUUGGCGCCGACGCGCUCACCCGCGAGUCAACGUCGGCGGUGACCUCGGUCAACUUUUCGACCUGGCACUACGCGCUCGCCGUCUUUGCCGCCGACUAUGUCGCCGAGCUCGACGGCGAGACACCGGCCGUCCUUGCGCCUCUCCUGGUCGGAGGCGAGCUGCCGGGAGCGGCGACCAUUGCGGCGGCGCUUGGGCGCGCCGGCCACGCGCUCCUCCUCACCGCUAUCACCGACAUUAUGCUUGACUCACGCUUGCUGCACACGAGCAUCGCCGAGGCCGCCAAGGAGCGCGGCUCGCUGCGGGCCAAGGGCAAGAAGGAGCUGGAGGAGCUGAAGGAGAAGGCUGAGGCUGCCAUCGAGGAGCUCCAUGCCACCUACACCGCUGCUGGCCUCGACAAGCUGCCGAGCCCGUCGCUGGCGGUGCCCGACGAUGUCGACGACGACGGCUCGUCUUCGGACGACGACGACGACGAAAAUGACGACGACGACGACCGCGGCUCAUCGGUUGCGCUCGGCUCCGGCCGUGGCAAGUCUGCGUUCAACAAGCCUGGCGACGAGCCGGUGCCGAUGGCCACUGUCCCGCCGACGCCGUCCAAAUCGCUGCCGGAAGGCAUCCAGGUCAAGAUCCGCGAGCUCCGGCGGCAGCUACGGUCGCUGCCGGAGCCAGAGCAGCCAGGCCCGGGCGCGUCGCGAUUGGAGACGCUCGAUUACAACAAGGCGAUGGAGGCGUACCGCCGUGAGGCAGACGCGCUCCACGAGCGUGUGGAGGAGAUGAAGUCCGAGGCCGUCAAGCUCAGUGGCGAGUAUCAGAGCGCGCUCCUUGCGGCUCGCGAUGAUUACCUCCGCGCCCGCGAGGAGGCUGAGCUCAAGAACCUCUCGCGGUAUCAGUCUGUGGCCGUUCGCGGCCACUGGCUCGGCGAAGACCGCCGCUCACGGAAGUACAUGGUGCUCGAGAACGAGGGCUCGCUCCUCUUCCUCGACGUGGCCAAGCGCGAGAUCCGCUCGUACUCGUCAAUGCGUGAGUUGGGCAAGCUCCUCGACGCGCUCUCGCCGCUCGGCGUGGUCGAGCGCAAGCUCCGCGCCCGGCUCGAGCGCUUCCGCCGCGGCAUCCAGCUCGUUCUCGAGGAGACCGAGUCGGCCGCCGCCGAGUCGGCCGCCGCCGCCGCCGAAAAGGUCCAUCUUCAGGAGCAGAUCGACGCCGGCCUCGUCCGCCGCUCCGCCCGGCGCACCGACGACGAGCUCGAUGACGCUGCUGACCCGGUUGCCGCAGAGCUGGCCAACUACCGCAACGCGGGCUGGGAAGCCGAGGAGGCCCGACGCGAGGCUCGCCGCAACAAGCGCGCGCUUCGCGGCGGCUCGUCGUCGCGGCGCUCAUCUCGCUCAGAAACCCGCGAGUCGUCGCCGGGCGCAGGCCUCGAGUCGCGCGCCGCCUCGCGCCGCGCCGCCCGCGCCAUCAACGCCGGUAUCGGGCGCCCCAAGAAGCUCUCUCGCGCCGAGCGCGCCAAGCGCCGCUCCCACAAGGACAUGGUCGGCUCGGACGACGACGACGACGACGAUGCCCUCUCCGACGACGACGACGGCGAUUGGUCCGACGCCGAUGACGACGAUGACGACGACGACGAGUCGUCGGGCAACCACGAUGAGACUUGCCACAUUUGCAACAAGCGUGGCUCGCUCAUCGUCUGCGAAGGCUGCCCCAAGGUCUACCACUCGGCCUGCCUCGGCAUCACCGUCGGCGACUCGGACGACGAGUGGUUCUGCCCGGCGUGCGUUGUCCAGCGAAGCGAAGGCGGACGGCGGGCACGGCGGGCGCCGCUCAUUGCCUGCGGACUCUCGUACAAUGAAGACGGGCGUCUGGUCACGGUUCUGUCCAAGCUGCGAGCCUCCGGUGCUUACGCGCUCUGUCUCUUUGCUAUGGCGCCUUGCGCCGCACCGGCGGCCUCAGCCGCGGCCGAUGACCCCGACGACACGCAGCCACUCGCUGAUGCCCGCAAUUCGGUGACGGCUGGCCAUCUCGUGGAAAGCGGGCGGCGUAGAGAGUGCGAGUGGCACGCCUCGCUCGCCAAGCUGCCGCUGCCGACGAUGAUCAAGGAGAAUAUGAUCGCUGGCGACGAUGGAAGUCUUGUCGACGUGUUGCCGCUCUGCCUCUGUGCGCAGGACGCGCUGGUGGUGGAUGCCGGUGCCGAUGACGGAUCGGGGGCGGUGCAAGUGUCUGGAGGCGAGGUGCGGCGGGCACUGGACGCUGCGAGGAUCACAGAAGUGCAUGUGGCCGGGAUGGCAACAGAGGGCGCGGUGGCGGCAACAGCAAGGGCGGCGCUGGAAGAAGGCUGGUCGGUGGCGGUGUUGGAGGAUGUAGCGGUGUCUGAUGCGCCCGAGGUGGCGGCAGCGGCCCUGGUGGCUCUGGAAGGCGAGGGUGUGCGGCUGCUGCUAUCGAGCGAUGUCUCUUUGUAG
Molecule: messenger RNA, 3633 nt
Organism: Thecamonas trahens ATCC 50062
Lineage: Eukaryota; Apusomonadida; Apusomonadidae
Exons: 3
Coding region: 1-3633 (1210 amino acids)
Source: RefSeq, a predicted model, not a curated record